This is a messenger RNA of Epinephelus lanceolatus (giant grouper), 3026 nucleotides long. The record is from RefSeq and is a predicted model, not a curated record. Lineage: Eukaryota; Metazoa; Chordata; Actinopteri; Perciformes; Serranidae.
AUGCUGCUUGCUGCUAUAUUUUAGAAUGGUUUUUACAUUUCCAAAAUAUACACAUUUAGAUGGCCUUGCACCGAGCCUAAAGAGAUUUGUCUCUGACACAAAGUCACUCAGACAGACACUUCACCUGCUCAUUACUCUGCAUAACUUUACUACAUGUACUUUGACCUCAAGAAACCCUCUGAGGCUUUCCACCCUUCUCCCCACCCCCAUCUCUCUCUCUUCAUAUUUUCUGAAGCGGUUGUUCACUUUCAUUUUUACUUGUAGCCAUGGCGCAGUCUAUAUCUUGGAGCAACUUGACCUGAAGCAUGCUGGAGCACAACUUGGAGCAUGGAUAGGAUCAACUCUACGCUCGAACAUGGACCUGACUUGGCUGGUAAAAGUGUCCAACAGGAGAGACCAGUGUCUCCAGUCAGCUGUGUGUCCAUGAAGAGUGAGCGGUCCAUGGGUGAACCUAAGAACUUCACAAAUGGACACCACCCUGACAGUAACAGUGUCCAACAGGAGAGACCAGUGUCUCCAGUCAGCUGUGUGUCCAUGAAGAGUGAGCGGUCCAUGGGUGAACCUAAGAACUUCACAAAUGGACACCACCCUGACAGUAACAGUGUCCAACAGGAGAGACCAGUGUCUCCAGUCAGCUGUGUGUCCAUGAAGAGUGAGCGGUCCAUGGGUGAACCUAAGAACUUCACAAAUGGACACCACCCUGACAGUAACAGAUUCACUGAGGAGAGGUCAGAGGUUCCCAGGUGUGACGGUGCAAAGCAUUCUCAAACAAACCAGGACUCAAUAUUUAUGCUUCCUCAGGAGAACAUUGUCACCUUUGUGAGGGAGGGGCUGAAGAUGUUUCAGAGGAUUUUGAGUCCCGAUUACCAGGAAUGCUCAGAGAGACAGGGUGAGGAGGAGUAUGAGGCACUUCUGAAGUUCACACUGGACUUCCUGAGGAGAAAGAAGCAGGAGGAGCUGGCUGACUGUCUGCAGAGCAGCUAAGUGGCUGUAAUCUGUCAGAGAGAAGCUGUAAAGCUCUGGCGUCAGUUCUCAGCUCCCAGUCGUCUUGUCUGAGAGAGCUGGACCUGAGUGACAACAACCUGCAGGAUUCAGGAGUGAAGCUGCUGGUGGCUGGAUUGGGGAGUCCACACUGUACUCUGGAAACUCUCAGGUUGUCAGGCUGUCUGAUCACAGAAGAAGGCUGUGCUUCUCUGGCCUCAGCUCUGAACGUCAACCCCUCCCAUCUGAGAGAACUGGACCUGAGCUACAAUCACCUCGGAGACUCAGGAGUGCAGCCUCUGACAGCUGGAUUGGAGAGUCCACACUGGAGACUUGACACUCUCAGAUUGUACCCUAAUGGCGUCCAGUGGUUGAAACGAGUUUUCAGGAAGUAUGCCCGUGACCUUAAACUCGACCCCAAUACAACAAACAGACAUCUCUUCCUUCUAGACAACAACACAAAGGUCAUGCCAUUAAUUGAUGAAGAGCAAUAUCCCGCUCAUCCAGAGAGAUACAUCACGUGGCCCCAGUUGCGAUGUAGAAACGGUCUGACUGGUCGCUGUUACUGGGAGGUUGAAUGGGAAAGAGAGGUCAAUAUCGCCGUGACUUACAAAGAUAAUGAUGACUGUUGGUUUGGAGGGAACGAGCGCUCCUGGAGUUUGUACUGCUGUCAAGGUGUUUACUCUGCUUUGCACAAUAAAAGCAGCACACCCAUAAAUCCUCCCCCGAACUAGUCCUCCAACAGAGUGGGAGUGUACCUGGACUGGGCUGCUGGCACUCUGUCCUUCUACAGUGUCUCAUCUGACAAAGUGAUCCACCUCCACACCUUCUACACCACGUUCACUGACGUUCUUUAUCCUGGGUUUGGGUUCCGCUUGGGGCCAGGCUCCUCUCUGUCUCUGUGUGCGCUGAAGGCACUGUCAAACAGAGAGUGAAGAAAGACAACUGCUGACAAGCUAAUUUAAACUGUGCAAAGUUGAAUUAUGUCUACGUUAAAAGCUAAUAACUUUACAUCAAUAACUACUGUUUAAAAGUUGCAAUGUAAAAGAACUGACUCGUGAUGAAGUCACAGAAAACUAUUAUUUGAGUAUCCCUCAGCUCUACAGAGCAUUUUUGUGACGUUAUAAUGCCCUAUUACGUGGAUUGUUCUGUUGUGCCUACCCCACACGAAGGAGCUGCAGUCCACCAGGAAUUAUCCACUGCCCUGUAUGAGCAAGCUGCAGUUGUCCAGGAAUUAUCCACUGCCCUGUUAAAACAAGCACAAGUAGCAGUCGUCCAGGAAUUAUCCACUGCCCUGUACAAACUAGCAGGAAUUAUCUACUGCCCUGUAUGAGCAAGCUGCAGUUGUCCAGGAAUUAUCCACUGCCCUGUGAAAACAAGCACAAGCAGCAGUCAUCCAGAAAUUAUCCACUGCCCUGUGUAAACAUGCACAAAUAACAGUCAUCCAGGAAUUAUCCACUGCCUGUUGUCAAAGAGCACAAGUAGCAGUUGUCCAGGAAUUAUCCACUGUCCUGUGCAAACUAGCAGGAAUUAUCACUGCCCUGUAUGAGCAUGCAGCAGUUGUCCAGGAAUUAUCCACUGCCCUCUAUAAACAAACACAAGUUAAACAUAUGUAACUUAUGUGGAUUGUUAUGUUGUGCCUACUCCACAUGAGAGGGUGCUGCAGUCAUCCAGGAAUUAUCCACUACACUCCAUAAACAAGAACAAGUAACAGUUGUCUGGAAAUUAUCCAUAACCCUCUAUAAAUAAGCACAAACUGCAGCUGUCCAGGAAUUAGCCACUGCCUUGUAUAAAUAAAGUAAAUUUGAUGUUAUCCAGAAAUUAUCCAUUGCCCUGUAUAAACACUGUGUAAAACUUGAAAACACUGUGAGCCUUGCCAGAGAAUGAACAAUCACCAAUGAACAGACUAAAAAAACAGUUUUUUAAACUCUUCUUUUUGGAAUAUUUCCAUUUUAUGUUUUUACGAUAUGCUUUUAUUCAUGUUGUCUCAUUGACUAUAUGCUAACAUUUGUAGUUCAAACUCUUUUAAUAAACAGUACUGUGAA